AUGAUGUUGCCAUGUUUUGUCUGCUUAUUGCAAUGUGUUCUUGAAAAGACAGUAUGUUUGGUUUCUAAACUGGUUAAUUACAUUUUCGUCUCUAUUUAUGGUUUCGGUUGCAAGAAUGAAAUACUUGUUUUAGGUUUAACUUUUUGUCCGAACGCUUGCUUAAACCGUAAUGCUCAAGUAAGGCCAAAGUAUUUCUUAACAACCGAGAAAAACGAGUGGAAUGUGGUCAUUCUUGCUGCUGUUUUGCUACCCAAUCAAUUUUUUUCCCAUGUUCGGAUCUUCUCUCUUUGCUAUCUCUCAUUUCUUGCUGGUACUUGGGCUUAUAUCUACUCCGGUUCCUGUAAUAACAUCAUGA
Molecule: messenger RNA, 355 nt
Organism: Eruca vesicaria subsp. sativa (arugula)
Lineage: Eukaryota; Viridiplantae; Streptophyta; Magnoliopsida; Brassicales; Brassicaceae
Source: the annotation of a GenBank genome assembly